AUAACAAAUGCCCUGUACUCAUUGGCUGUUAUUUCCUCAUUCAAACCACAUGAGAAGCUUUUUUCUGAGACCCAAAUAAAAAAGAAGUCCCACACACAGAAUUCACACAUUCAAAACCAAAGAGACAAACUUUCUUCUCUUGUAAAACUACUCCGUCACACUCACUCUCUCUGGAUUAGCAAACCGUGUAUGGUAUUGGUCGAAGGGGACACUAGGAAGACAAAGCCAUCAUCACCUGCAACAAAUGCUGGAAAGCUCUGAUGAAGAGUAUAUGAUAAGUCCAAAAGUAUCUAAGUGUGCAAACUGGAGUUCUAUCCCAUCCCGGAGAAGUGCACGUAUACAAUCAAUAAAUCGUAAACAAGAAAAAUCAAACAAUAUAUGGAAGGACAGUGAGGCAGAUUCAGACAACCAGGCAGAAAUGAAGGGGCUGAAGAUCAAAUUGCCAAUGUGUAAAGGAAGUGAAACCAGUUUGACCCCAAAGGUGUUGGGUAAGCGGAAGAGAAGAAAUAUGCAUGGCAACAAUUCCCUAACAUUCCUUGGGGAGAGAGCUGUUUCACCAAGGGGUUCAAAUGCUGCCACAUUGAAUCAAGAAACUGUUUCUCCUGACAAUGAAAUUCGAGGAAAUAAAGAAGCAGAAGGUGCAAUAGACGAUGAACAAGCAGGUGUCACCAGAAAAGAUAUUGAAGUGCAAACUUCUAGGAACACUGCUACAGAAGCUUGUGAGAAUUCUCCUGCCAUGUUUACAUCAAUGGCUUCUGAGCAAAAUGUCCAUGGUGCAGAAAUUGUAUCCCCCGAUAAUGAUCCUCAAGGAUAUAAUGAUGGACAGGGUGAUUAUGUUAGCUGCAAUGGCAUUAAUGCAUCACUUUUUGAAAAUUCAAGUACCUCUUUUGAAUCCUCGAGCUCAGAUGACAUCUGUGUAGAUGUUGCAGGAGAAAAAAGUAUAAUAUUGGCAAAUCAAGAGCUUAAAGGUACCCCGGAAAAAACGUUUGAGACACACAUUCCUGAGGGAACUGCUGAUGGUGCCGGUGCUGGUGCCAAUGCUGCUGCCAUUUUAACCAUCAUGCCUUCAGAACAAGAUGUCCGAGAUGCAGCUGUUGUUUCCCUGGGCACUGCUCUUGAAGGAGAUAAUGAAGGAAUGGGUACAUACAGCCCAGAUCAUGUGAGCUGUAAGAGUUUGGCUCCAUCACUUUUUCACAUGACAAGCACCUUCUAUGACAUUAGCUCUGAUGCAACAAGCUUGGCAAAUAACACACUUGAACAAGUGGGUUCGUAUUGUGUGAGUGCUGAGUGUGCUCCGACUCUUCUUGCCAUAAUUGAGAAGUAUGGUGAUAUUGCUAGAAAUUGUAGGCUCGAGUCUCCUAAGAUGAUUAAUUACUUACUGGAGAGAGUUUGCACAGCUGUUCACGAUCUGCAGGAAAUACCAUUUAUUAAUCUCAAGAAGCAUCAUCUAGCUUCUGUUAAUGAUGUUAUAGUUUUGGCUGAUGCCGCAAAGCUGGAUGUAGAAUGGCUUCGUGACCAUCAUGAUGAAAUUAGGGAGAUUAUUGUGGAUAACAUUCCUUACUACAAAAAUCUGAAAACUGAUUUAGCAAAUUCCACUGAAUUGCUCAAAUCAAAGAAGUCAUCUCUUGAUAAUAAGAAUCUUGAAAGGUUGAAGUUGCAAGCUGAAUUAAAAAUGCUGGAGUGUGAGAUUGAAAAUGAGGAGUGUCAGUUGCAACGCGUUACAAAAACAGUGGAGGAACUAAAGAAGGAGAAACGUGAAGUUCAAUCCAAAUUGCAACAAUACCAUUGCAGGUCUGCUGGACACGGGUUGCUGAAGAAGUAGCUAGGAACUUCGAUUUCUAAUUCAAGUUGGAGCUCUAAGGUUGAUCAUGGAAAACUUAAGUUUAUUUUUAUUUUUUAAAGAAAAGAUGAAGUUGAUACCUGAAAGAAUGCUCAU
This is a messenger RNA of Quercus robur (English oak), 1936 nucleotides long. RefSeq lists its product as uncharacterized. The record is from RefSeq and is a predicted model, not a curated record. NCBI's taxonomy places the organism in Eukaryota, Viridiplantae, Streptophyta, Magnoliopsida, Fagales, Fagaceae. The transcript has 4 exons. The coding region runs from base 245 to 1822 and encodes 525 amino acids.